AUGGAGAAGGAAGACGAGGAGAAUGGACCUGAAGAAUCAACUAAUGCUGAUGUUAGUGUUUCUUUGAAUGAAAUUUCUAACAAUCAAGCUUAUCCAUACGAAGAUGUUAAUGCUAUUCCAAACAUGUACGAAAUCGGCACUUCGAAACCGGGGACCGAAUUAGUUCAUAGUACUUAUGAACAGAAGACUGCCAACAGAUAUAUUGACAAUCAAGGGAAAGCUUUCAAGAAGCCAAACAAGGUUCUCCACUGUCCUCGCUGCAAUUGUUUGGACACAAAGUUUUGCUAUUUCAACAAUUACAAUGUUAACCAACCAAGGCACUUCUGCAAAAAUUGUCAUAGGUAUUGGAUAGCUGGGGGAGAAAUUUGGAACGUUCCUAUUGGAAUCGGUAAGCAUAGAAAUAAGCAUUUGCCUUUGAAGAACAUACCUAUCACACAAACAGAUUCUGACCCUACUAGUCACAAGGGGAAGUUCCUCUUAGUGAACCACUAG
Messenger RNA from Vicia villosa (hairy vetch), 492 nucleotides. Its product is annotated as cyclic dof factor 3-like. Gene Ontology annotation, biological process: regulation of DNA-templated transcription. Bases 1 to 492 code for a protein of 163 amino acids. Lineage: Eukaryota; Viridiplantae; Streptophyta; Magnoliopsida; Fabales; Fabaceae. The record is from RefSeq and is a predicted model, not a curated record. Gene Ontology annotation, molecular function: DNA binding; DNA-binding transcription factor activity. The transcript has a single exon.